UAAAUAUGAUGAGGACGUUACUCGUUUUAUUAUUUUGUCUAAAAAGUGUUUAUUGUGAUCUCUGCUUCAACAAGUUUACUGACAACACAUUCUACUGCCAGUCAAGAUGCUGUGAUUAUCAAUGUUGUGUUGCCUAUGAUGACGACAAAAAUUGGAGCAGUGACGAGGUAGCGGGAGCAGUCGUGGGAACACUGUUAGGAGGGACGAUAUUAGUUCUAGUUAUGAUAUAUAUAGUAAGGAAUUUCUGCUUAAGGAGACCCAACUCUCAGUCAGGAUUUACAACUACCAGGAUUGCUAUCAUAAGUAACGGUCAAACAGAGCAAAUUCCAAUGCAAUCAACUGCGGGUAAGUUGUCAAGAUACCCACCAUCCUAUGAGGAAUCACAAGCUACUGUUAUAGGAAGGACAACAUACACGAGAUUCCAGGACGAAGAGUAAAACAGAGAGAGAGAGAGA
Molecule: messenger RNA, 455 nt
Organism: Saccostrea cuccullata (small rock oyster)
Lineage: Eukaryota; Metazoa; Mollusca; Bivalvia; Ostreida; Ostreidae
Exons: 4
Coding region: 6-437 (143 amino acids)
Source: RefSeq, a predicted model, not a curated record